AUCCCCAGUGGCCAGCAUCCGAGCCCCACGGCAGCCAUCAGCUGUGCCCCUGGAGCCGACAGACCCCACAGACCCCACCUGAGAUGUUUUCUUCUGCUUGCCGGAGUCUGCCUAUAACCCUCCUUGCCCUGCUCUGCUGCUCAGGGUCUGGUAAGGCGUUUGAGGUCUACGUAUGGUCCGAGAAGCAGGUAGUGGAAGCCACAGAGUCUUGGAAAGUCAACUGCAGCACCAGCUGUGAAAAUCCGGAAAACGGUGGUCUGGAGACCUCUAUGAGUAAGAUAAUGUUGGAACAGCACCCUCAAGGGAAGUGGAAACAGUUCUUAGUCUCAAACAUCUCCAAUGACACGAAUAUCCUCUGCCACUUCACCUGUGAGAAGCAGCAGCACUCUACGAAUCUCAACAUCACAGUAUACCAGCCUCCGUCUCAGGUCAUCCUGAAGUUGACGCCCUCUCGGGUGGUUGUGGGUGAAGCCUUCACCGUUGAGUGCAGAGCAGCAGCCGUGAAGCCCCUUGGGAGCCUGACCCUCACUCUGCUCUGUGGCAGAGAGACCCUGCAGAACCAGACCUUUGAGGGAACUGAACAUGAGGCCAUAGCCAUAUUCAACAGCACAGCUCUAACAAAGGGUGGUCUCAACUUCUCCUGCCAUGCUGAGCUGGACCUGCGGCCCCAUGGUGGGUACAUCAUCCGCACCAUCUCAGAGUACCAGAUCCUUGAGGUCUUCGAGAUUAUAAACAACAACCCGAUGGUCAUCAUAAUCGUGGUGGUGUCAAUACUCCUGUUCUUAUUUGUGACAUCCGUCCUGCUCUGCUUUAUCCUCGGCCAGCACUGGCACAGGAGGCGGAUGGGCUCCUAUGGGGUGCUAGCUGCAUGGAGGAGGCUGCCCCGAGCCUUCCGGCAACGUCCUGUGUGAGCUGAUGUUGCCGGGUCCCUGGUGGCUGCUGGAACUCAACAUGGCACCCCCAGGGUGUGGUCCAGCACAGGCGAAGGACUGUGGCAGCAGCCCAAGGCUCUGGGGACAUUUCCUUGUUUGAGCCUCAAUACAAACCCCUGGAUUUCA
Molecule: messenger RNA, 1058 nt
Organism: Onychomys torridus (southern grasshopper mouse)
Lineage: Eukaryota; Metazoa; Chordata; Mammalia; Rodentia; Cricetidae
Gene: Icam2
Product: intercellular adhesion molecule 2
Exons: 5
Coding region: 84-911 (275 amino acids)
Biological process (GO): cell-cell adhesion
Cellular component (GO): membrane
Molecular function (GO): integrin binding
Source: RefSeq, a predicted model, not a curated record